Messenger RNA from Phyllostomus hastatus (greater spear-nosed bat), 1371 nucleotides. RefSeq names its product 5-hydroxytryptamine receptor 3C-like. The record is from RefSeq and is a predicted model, not a curated record. Gene Ontology annotation, biological process: regulation of membrane potential; nervous system process; monoatomic ion transmembrane transport. NCBI's taxonomy places the organism in Eukaryota, Metazoa, Chordata, Mammalia, Chiroptera, Phyllostomidae. The transcript has 9 exons. Gene Ontology annotation, molecular function: neurotransmitter receptor activity; extracellular ligand-gated monoatomic ion channel activity; transmembrane signaling receptor activity. Gene Ontology annotation, cellular component: membrane; synapse; neuron projection. Bases 1 to 1371 code for a protein of 456 amino acids.
AUGGAAGGGGGGUGGCCCACUGGAGGCGGACUCCUCCUCUGCCUCACUGUCAGCCUUUUGCUUCAAGGAAGAGGUGACACUUUCACCAUCAAUUGCUCAGGCUUUGACCAGCUUGGGGUGGAUCCUGCUGCCUUCCAAGCAGCAUUUGACAGAAAGACCUUUCGCCCAGUCAUCAACUAUAGCAACCCCACUCAAGUCAACAUCUCCUUCACCCUGUCUGCCAUCCUGGAAGUGGAUGCACAGCUCCAGCUUCUGACAUCCUUCCUGUGGAUUAAUUUGGUAUGGGACAAUCCUUUCAUCAAUUGGAACCCAGAAGAGUGUGUUGGCAUCCAGAAACUUACUGUAUCAGCAGAAAACCUGUGGAUCCCAGAUAUCUUCAUUGUGGAAGCCAUGGAUGUGGAUCGGGCACCUUCAGGUCUCUCCGCAUAUGUCAGCAGUGAAGGUCGAAUAAGGUACGAUAGGCCGGUGCGGGUGACCAGCAUCUGUAACCUGGACAUCUUCUACUUCCCUUUUGACCAACAGAACUGCACUUUCACCUUCACUUCCUUCCUCUACACAGUGGACAACAUGCUUCUGGGCAUGAACAAGGAAGUGUGGGAGAUAGCAGACACGUCUCGUGACAUCCUUCAGACCCAGGGAGAGUGGGAGUUCCUGGGCAUCAACAAGGCCACCCCGAGGCUGUUGGUGGGCAACAGUGUAUAUGACCGGAUCAUCUUCUACGUGGCCAUCAGGCGCAGACCCAGACUCUAUGUCAUAAACCUUCUGGUGCCCAGUAGCUUUCUGGUUGCCAUCGACGCCCUCAGCUUCUACUUGCCAGCAGAAAGUGGAAACCGCGCCCCAUUCAAGAUAACCCUUCUGCUGGGCUACAACGUCUUCCUGCUUAUGAUGAAUGACUUACUCCCUGCCAGCGGCAGCCCCCUCAUCAGUGUCUACUUUGCUCUCUGUCUGUCCCUGAUGGUGCUCAGCCUGCUGGAGACCAUCUUCAUCACCUACAUGCUGAACCUGGCCACCACCAAGCCCCCACCCAUACCCCCGUGGCUCCAUUCCCUGCUUCUGCACUGCACCAGCCCAAUGAAAUGCUGUCCCACUGCUCCCCAGAAGGGAAACAAGGACCUGGGCCUCACCCCCGCCCACCUGCCUGGUCUGAAGGAGCCUGUGGAGUUUGUGGGGAAGUUGCCGAGUCCCCAAGAGGCAGAGUUAAACGGGUCCCCUGUGUCAGCAAGGGGCCAGCAGGAAGACAAAGCUCAACAGCAGCACUUAGUCAGCCUAUGGGUGCAGUUCAGCCACAUGAUGGACACCCUGCUGUUUCGCCUCUACCUGCUCUUCAUGGCCACCUUUGUCAUCACGGUCAUCGUCCUCUGGAACACCUAG